This is a messenger RNA of Fusarium oxysporum Fo47, 1098 nucleotides long. RefSeq names its product homoserine dehydrogenase-domain-containing protein. NCBI's taxonomy places the organism in Eukaryota, Fungi, Ascomycota, Sordariomycetes, Hypocreales, Nectriaceae. The transcript has 2 exons. The record is from RefSeq and is a predicted model, not a curated record. The coding region runs from base 1 to 1098 and encodes 365 amino acids. Gene Ontology annotation, biological process: aspartate family amino acid biosynthetic process; L-homoserine biosynthetic process. Gene Ontology annotation, molecular function: NADP binding; aspartate kinase activity; homoserine dehydrogenase activity.
AUGGCCGCUCCCAAACAAGUUUUCAUUGGAAUUAUCGGUGCCGGAGGUGUCGGCAAAGCCUUCAUCGACCAGCUCCAAUCCCUCGCUGCUCGGAAGCCAUCACCGAAGCUGAACCUCGCAUACAUUGCCACGAGCCGUAAAGCUCUCUUCAACGACGACUACUCUCCCCUUAACAUCGGAAACGUCAUCGAAACACUUGGCUCCUCUACCAAGGCUCCUCUCGCUCUCCCUCAGGUUGUCGAGUACCUGGCUAAGGCCCCCGCCAAGAGCGUUCUUGUCGACAAUACCAGCUCUCAGGAUGUUGCGGAACUUUACCCUCUUGCCCUGAGCCGAGGCAUAAGCAUCGUCACACCUAACAAGAAGGCCUUCUCGGGCUCGUACAAGCUGUGGCAGGACAUCUUCUCAGCUGCCGAGUCCUCUGGAGCCCGUGUUUACCAUGAGUCUUCCGUCGGUGCUGGUCUCCCCGUUAUUUCCACCCUGAAGGACUUGGUCGAGACUGGUGACAAGGUUACCAAGAUUGAGGGUGUCUUCAGCGGCACCAUGUCUUUCCUCUUCAACUCUUUUGCUCCUACCGAGGGCCAGGGCGGCAAGUGGUCUGAGGAGGUCAAGAAGGCCAAGUCCUUGGGCUACACUGAGCCUGACCCCCGAGAUGAUCUCAAUGGUCUUGAUGUCGCCCGUAAGCUGACUAUCCUUGCUCGUCUGGCUGGCAUCCCCGUUGAGUCCCCCACUUCUUUCCCCGUGCAGAGCCUCAUUCCCAAGGAGCUGGAGUCUGUUUCCAGCGGCGACGAGUUCCUUGAGAAGCUCCCUGCCUUUGACUCUCAGAUGGAGGAGACCAAGGCUGCUGCUGAGAAGGCUGGCAAGGUUGUCCGAUUUGUUGGUAGCAUUGAUGCUGCUUCCAAGCAGGUCAAGGUUGGCCUGGAGCAAUUCGACCGCUCGCACCCCAUUGCUGCUCUUAAGGGCAGUGAUAACAUUAUCAGCUUCUACACUGAGAGAUAUGGAAGCAACCCUCUGAUUGUCCAGGGUGCUGGUGCUGGAGGUGAUGUGACCGCCAUGGGAGUGACAGCUGAUCUGAUCAAGGUCCUGUCGCAAAUUGCAUAA